This is a messenger RNA of Chara braunii, 1589 nucleotides long. The record is from the annotation of a GenBank genome assembly. NCBI's taxonomy places the organism in Eukaryota, Viridiplantae, Streptophyta, Charophyceae, Charales, Characeae.
UCGGAAGCGGGCGACGAAGAUGGUCAGGGAGAGCAAGGAACCACCGUUCCCAUGGUCGCCAGUUCGACGGCCGGGCAGGGUGAUGUUCACGGCCAGGGCGCGGGCGAUGGAGCGGUGGGCGGUGGAGCGGUCGGCGGACAACCUGCGAAUGGCCGCCCGCCAGCUCAGAAGAAGGCAAACGUCCCAUGGACGUUGGAUGAGUGGGUGAAGCUUGCGAUUUUGAUGGGUGAGGAUGAUGCCCUUAUGGCCGAUGCUAACGGCCAGCACCGAUGCAAGCAGAGGAAAGAGCGGUAUGUAUGGGUGAAUGAUAGGAUGGUAGACGCAGGCUUCAAGCAUAGGAGCGGUGAAGACUGCCGCAAGAAGUGGUCGAACAUGCUAGCGACGGCCAAGCUCAUCGUCGAGAAGUGUGAAGCGUCUGGACAACCAUCGUAUUGGGGUAUGUCUACGGAGGAACGAAAGGAGAAGAGUCACCCGCUUUCGUUUGAGAAGGCUGUGUGGGAUGCUAUGCAGUGGCAGCUAAAUCGGUCGUCGAUUAGGUGUGACAACACGAUGGCCUCAGAGAACCUUCCGGGCGUUGGAACAGAUGCACCACUGGCGGGAGGAUCGGACGGAAGAUGCGCAGAGGAAUCGGACAAUUCUGCUAAAUCGACGCGGACAGCUCAGAAGAAGGCGAGAAAGGAAGAUCCUGGCAGCAGCAUGUCGAGUUUGGGCAGGGCCAUGGAGGAUUCCACUCGAUCUUACUGCGAUGGCCUGGACAAAGCGGCUUCCACCCUUGCCAAAGCCACCGCAGACGCGGGGUGUGCAAUGGCUGCUCAGAUAGGGGACGUGGCCGAAGCAAUGCGGGGUGGCAAUAGUGUUUUAGAGUUGCUAGUGGGUGUCCUUGCUCGGAGGGGGGCGAACGUAGGUGACGGCGACGAAGGUCCGACUCAUCGCGACGACGACGACUGUGGUCACAGGGAUUGUCAUCGUUACCGCGAUUAUGACGACCAUAAUGAUGAUGACGAUGACGGUGACGAUGAUGAUGAUGAUGAUGAUGAUGAUGAUGAUGACGAUGAUGAUGAUGAUGAUGAUGAUGAUGAUGACGAUCAUGCUGACGAUGACAGUGAUGCUCAUGACGAUAAUGACGUUGACGAUGAAGUUCAAUCAAUCCUUCAACGGGAGGAAGCGACGAUCGGUCGUCCGUAAUGUUUUUUCAGCUUUGCUAUGGGAUAACGACUGUCUUUUUUUUUACAUCAUCGAACUUUGUUGUCCGUCCAUGUUGGAAGAGAGUCAAGCAUUCGUUACGGAGUUUAAUUUUUUUUUUUUUUUUCGUUUGAAAUCGAUGCACUUUGCUUGGUGGAAGUUGUUUUUUUAAUUUUUUAUCGGGUUCUUUUUUUUUUCCGUUUUUUCCCCCUCACAGGAGUGUCACGUCAAUUCCUUUUUUUUGUUUGUUUUGUUUUUGUCUUUGUUGUUCGGGUUUGAUGUUCUCGACGAUGUCAUGACACUUGGGGCGUCGUAUAUGGAUGUGCAGUGUGUUCUGAUGUAAUUCACCGCACCGGAAUUCGUCAAACGAACGGUUCAAGCAAACGAAAUGAAUAUGUCACUCGCAC